Molecule: messenger RNA, 9833 nt
Organism: Zeugodacus cucurbitae (melon fly)
Lineage: Eukaryota; Metazoa; Arthropoda; Insecta; Diptera; Tephritidae
Gene: side
Product: hemicentin-1
Exons: 17
Coding region: 4402-7272 (956 amino acids)
Molecular function (GO): protein binding
Source: RefSeq, a predicted model, not a curated record
CAUGCAUGGCGGAAAGCUAUCACUUUAUUGGUCAAACUUUCUCCAACCCAAUUAAGGAUUGUUAAUUGGCAACCUCGGUCAUGUGACUAUGUUAGGCUUCUUUUUAUUGGGGUAGGUCAAGUCUAUGGAUUAUGUUCUGAUAAAGCAGCCAUUUUUUAAAUAAAGGACACCCACUCUAUAUAAUGAGAAUAAAAAAUAUUUGAAUUUGAAGUAAAAGACAACUCCUUGUUAUCCUUGCAAAUAUGAUUGUUUGUAAUCAGAAUAUCUUAAUUGAUGUUUUCUCCAGUAACAGACUCUAUCAACAGCGACUAUUCACUGCAAAAUAAACUAUUCGUUUCUGUUAAGACAUUACAUUAUUAGAGAGAAUACUGAGUGUAAUGCUCACGACACAUUUUGCCUUCCACAACAUAUUAUAUAUUACAAAUGCCACAAAUGUUGCAGCAACAUUGUUGCCAAAGCAAAUAUAGUGUUGCUACCACCAAAUAAAGCGCUCAACAGCAGAGAACUUCUAACGAUUGCCAUUCUUCCAAGUUCACUGGCUUAACAGUGACGAACGACGCAUCCCAAUGAGUCGGAACAGAAAUGUUGCAUAUCAAAAUACACACACACAUAUAUACAAACGACUAUAAUCAGCCGUUUGGCGUGCGCAUCGCCUGCCGCAGUACGACGAAGUUAAUGCUGGUCAUGUGCCAUUGUGAGCGGAAAAUUAAGUGAAAAACAGUGAUGAAAAUCGAGAAAAACGAGUCAACAAAACACGAAGUAAACAUUUGCACACAACGCACUCGUCGUCGUAGUCGUGACGACGCACACGCACACACACACAUACAGAAGCACGCACAAAGCAAACGUCAGCAUACAGGCGCACGUCGUCGUCGUCGGCAGCGCAGCCGAGUUCUCGUGUGUCUUCCUUCGUAUUAACAUACCCUGCUGUCGCUGUUAACUCGCUGUUGCUGUGCAUUCGGGCGUCGCUGCUGCUGUUGCUUUCGUUUUCGUACGCAUUCCGCUUGGCAAGCGCGGCGCUGCCUGCGUCGCCGUCGCGCAGCUGUUGUGUCGUGUCGUGUGGGCGCUCCGUCGCCGAAUGUAAAUAUGUUGUUGAUAUCACAAAAAGUAUCUGCUGGGAGAUUCGUGCAUCUCAGUUCAAAUUCGUGGCUCGUCUCCGUUACAACGUGCGUAUGCGACACGGCGAUACGGUAAAGAAUUUUCAAUAACGCAUUGCUUACCGGAACAUUUACGGUGUAGCGCUACUAUUAGCGUUAGUGCGAUUUGUGAGCGCGGUGCGGUAAGGCAAUUGUAGUCUAAUAAAAAAUCGAAGGUCUAAUAAGAAAAAUAUUUAUAUUUUAUGGACCUUUGCAACUAACGGUAAUUGUGUUGACACAAACAGUUAUUAGUGUAUGUAGCAGCCUGCGCCUUCACCUCCAACGGAAGCUGUGCUUCGUGCUCUAUAACAAUAUUUUUCGUGACUUCAAAAUUUGACAACUCAAACCAUACAAGCAUACAAACGGGCGCGCGCGCGGGUGUCGCUGUGUGUGCGCGUGUGAAAGUGAAAAUGUUUAUUGUGUGAUUUUCGGUGCAAAGGCGAAGAAGUAGACGUAAUAAAAGCAACAACAUUCAAAUUGAAAGUUUCCACGCUAAAUAGGCGAAAUUCCUGCUCAGUGCUAGGCAGGUCACAGGCACAGCAGCUGCCGCCAACGAGAAAGUUCAGUGCGUGAGUGCGUGUGUGUCUGAGCUUCUAGCCAACUUCUCGUUGCUCAGAUGUGUUUGCUAACGGUGAAGGCGCUGUGUCGCCGCGAUAUGGACGCGUCUAAAUGCGUAUGCCAGCGCCAAUUUGAAAAGCGAAGCGGAGCGAAGUGUGUGUGUGUGUGAGAUACUCGUUUGCGUAAAAAUAAACACGCGCGCCAAAGUAGAGUGGAGUGGUGAGGAGAAGAGAGCGCAUUGAUGCUGCUGUAAGAAAAAAAAUUGGGGCACAAAGUAAAUUAUGUAUGAAAAACAACAACAAAAACAAAUAAAUAAAUAAAAAAUAAAACUAAUUAUAAAUAGAAAUAAGUGAAGGAAGCUGUGGGCAGCAACAAAAAAACAACUUGUCAUUAAAGCUUACAACAACAAUAAUAACAACUACUAUAAAUAUGUACAUUAAGUUAAUGUGAAUCAAAAGCCAAAACCAAAAAUCAAAGUCAAAAAGUCUGUAUCGUUAAACAGUUUGCUAAUAGCCUGUUUAAUGCAUGAAAGGCAACAACAACAAUAAAUAUAUGUGUAUAUAUAUAUUUUUAGGCAAGUGUAUAGAAGCAACUAAAUAUAUGAAACAUACCUUACAGAUGCGUAUAAGUAACCAACGACACACGGACUAUCCCCAAAUAACCCACAAAAACAACAACAACUACAACAACAUAUGUGUAGCACAUAUAAACGGUUGGCAAAGUUAGUGCGCCUUACGGUCUCCUAAGUGUUUUGAGUGACUGCAAAUAAAUAAAUAAGUGUAGAUAAAGUGAAAAGAAACCCCAAAAGAAAAGAAACCAAAAAAAUAAAAAUAAAUAAAAAAGAAAGCGAGCCGAAAAAGCGGCUGAUAAGCAUUGUGGGGCUUGAAUAAAUACAAUUUGAGCGAAUUUUGGCUUAAAGCCCAUAUACACAUACAUAAUAACGGUACAUUUGUGUGUAUAUAUAGAGCCACACGACCCAUUUACCGUUAUUUAACAUAAAAAGUGCUUAACUGAAGUUCAACGGUAUUUACUUCUUCAAUUUCUUGUUGCAACAAAAUCAUUAAUAUUCGUUACAUACAAAAAAAAAAACAACAACAAAAACAAAAAAAUAUUUGUUGUAAAAAAUAAGUAAAUAGUAAGCGGUGCGCCGCCUUCCUGGCAUUUGUCAGCUUCAAUAAAAUUCGCAUUAAAAUUUGUGUGCAACAUUGCAACAAUAUCGUUGUUGUUGGUGCCGUAGAGUGUGGCUGACCGCGCGUGCCCGCCGCAUGCAACAAUUUCAAUUUAUCACAAUUUGUGUGCGAGUGAUUAGUGUAGUGGCCAACUGGCCGAUUGCGUUUGGUGGUCAGGCUGCUGAUCCACACUCGGCUCAGUGUGGCAGUCAGUCAAAGUGGUGCUCAACGAAAGUGAAACUAAUAACAAAUAAAUUAUGCUACAACAGUAACAACAACAACAAAAACAAGAGUACAGCUGAGUGCAUUUGAUUUUCGGUGAACCUUGGUGUGCGGCGCAUUUAACGGCUGAACAAGCGCAAGGAACGCCAGCAGGCAGGACCUUGGACCGCAGUGUGAGUGUGUGCGUGCCUACGGAAAUAUCGAGCGUAAAUGGCAAACUGAAAGGCGAAAAAAUUCCAAAAAAAAAAAAUCACACACAAAAAGGGCAAAGAACGAGUAAGGACUCGCAUGUUAAAACAAACAACAAGUAAAUAAUAAAAAACAGACAGCAACAAAAACAAUAAACAUUAAGAGCGUGUCGUUUAAGUGCUUGUAAACCAACAACAACAACACUCGAGUGUCCGCGUGCAUAUUUACCGCUGAUUAUAGCAUAGAAGAAGUGAGCUAGGAGAAAGGUGAAACGCCGCAGCAGCAACAAAAAAUUAAAUAAAUGCGCAGCAACAACAAUAGCAACAACAACAAGCGCUUACAAAUAUUUGGCACGAAAAUAAAAUGUUAUGGCAUUGCAGAGGUGCACGCAUACAGCAAAAGCUCAUUAAAAGCAAAUGUUGCUGCCAACAACAACAACUACAAUACUAGCAAAAACAACUGUAAAUGACAUUAGCUCUUCCUGCAAGUGUUGGUAGUGUCAGUAGUUACAGUUAUAGCGCAACUAUUUUACAAAAGCAAAAGCAAACAAAAACCAGGAAACAAGAAUUCACGAAACAUAAAAUUAAAGUGUUGCCAUUCGCAGCCAAAAACAACAAUAAUAAGCGUUUACUUGAUGCCAUCAUUGUCACUGCCCCAACGUCGUUUGGUCGUCGUUUGAGUCAGCAAUUACACACUAACAAACUACAAGUGAGCACUGCUGAACAACUCAACAAAAGCAAAAACAUAUAUAGGUGGCAACACUGUAAUUAUGUGUAAUGCCAAGUUUUUGCUGCCACAAACAGCAUGAAAAGUAUACAAUUACAAAAGGCAACAAUUCUAGACGCAUCAAAAACUAUUAGACAUACUUGCCAGCCUGGCAGAGACAUUGUUGACAAUUACAACAACAAUAAUACCAACAACAACAUAUCAAGUUGAAGUGCAAGCGUGUAAAUGUAGAAUUUUAUUUAAAAAGGAAGCAUUACAAAGUAUUAAGUGUCAAGUAGCAACUAGCAACUAACUAGUAAAACAACAAAAAUAAGAAAAAUAAAACUCCAAAGUUUCCAUUAAAACUUAUUCGGUUGGUUGCAUUCACAUAUAAAUGACGGAUUGCAGACACGUGCAACAAAAUGGCAACCCCGCAAUUUUCCCAAAAUAUUAUCAAUCAAAAAGUCCCAUUUGUAAAUGCUGCGGAGCAAAACCAAUUAGCAACAACAAAAACAACAUGUGUAACAACUACAACAAACACAAGCAAAUGUUGUCUGCCGGAGAGUCGUUGGGUGCGCAGAAAAUGUUAUUGCACUGCAUUGAAGAGCCAGCGCAACAACGACAAUGGCAACAACAACAACAGAGAAAACGACAGCAACAACAGCAGCAGUACUCGUCACUCGCUGCAUUGGCUCAACCUAGGCUGGAGCGAACAAUUCCUGCUGAUAUGCAUGCUACUCGCCAGCACAUGGGGUCCAACGGGCUGCGACGAGUCACAGGACUUUCAGAAAGCGAUACCUGCCAGAGUUGUUUGGGCCGCAGUUGGCAAAAGCGUCGAUUUGCUGUGCGAUUUAACGCCUCCAACGCCGCAGGACUCCGUCAAGCUGCUGUUGUGGUUCAAGGACUCCACCGGAAUACCACUUUACAGCUUGGAUUCACGCGGCGGAAAUAUCAAAUUAGCACCGCAUUCGGCCAUAGCUAGCGAUUUGGGUCAGCGUUUGUUCUUCUCCAUCGGCGAUAAUCUGAAGGACUCGCGCCUGCAGAUACGCGAUGUGAAGCCAACAGAUGGCGGCAUUUACCGUUGUAGAAUAGACUUUUUCAAUUCGCCAACACGCAACUUUAGAAUUAAUUUAACAUUAGUCGUUCCCCCAGAGGAGCCACGCAUUUUCGAUGCACAAGGCAAAGAGAUUGCCCAAAUGGCCGGACCAUUUCGUGAGGGCUAUGAACUUUUUUUAUGCUGUCAAGUUAAAGGAGGUCGUCCAGCGCCCAAGGUCACUUGGUGGCGCGACGACGUCGAACUCAAAGGUACCAGCCACACGUCCGUGGAGGAGGGUGCCACCGUUAUGGUGAAUCAACUGUUGAUUGGCACCACGACACGCGACUACUUUGGCGCGAAAAUCGAGUGUCGUGCGCAGGGCACCAAACUGAUAGCGCCGGUGGUGAAGGAUGUAACGGUGCAAGUGCAUUUGAAACCGGUGCGCGUGAAAAUCCUCACAGCCAACGACCUGCUGACGGCCGGUCAGCCUGUGCCUUUGCGCUGCGAUUCGUCGGGUUCAUAUCCGGCGGCGAAGAUUACAUGGCUGUUGGACGGCGAACCCAUACGGAAUGCGGAAGUGACUGUGCAUAGCGACAGAGAGGACUCGAACACCACAACCAGCAUACUCAAUUUAAAGGUAACAUCGGAGAAUGAUAAUGCCGAGCUGAUGUGUCGUGCGUCGAAUCCCUGGUUCUCCGGCAGCGCCAUCGAGGACAAGCGCAUCAUUCGUGUGGCAUAUCCACCAACAGUGUCAGUGCACUUAGCGAACGAGGAUCCCAGCCGCUUUGUUACCAAGGCUGAGGGUCAAAAUGUGACGUUCAAGUGUCGUGCGGAUGCGCGACCUCCAGUGAGCUCGUAUGCUUGGUUCAAGAAUGGCAUGCGUAUGUCCGGCGAGAGCACCGAGAUACUGCAUCUGACUCAAUUGGCGCGCGAAAGUGCUGGAGCUUACGCUUGCGGUGCGGCCAAUACGGAAGGAGAGACGCGUAGCUCCAGCCUGACGCUGAAAGUGCAAUACUCACCCAGAUGUCGUCCGGGCACUGAGCAAACAUCAAUCGGUGCGCUGAAUAUGCACUCGGUGCAGGUAAAAUGCGAAGUGGAUGCCGAUCCGCCGGACUCGGUGAAAUUCAGUUGGACCUACAACAACACGAGAAAUGUGUCGCCGGUGCUCAAUUCGAGAAUCACUUCGAAUGGUUUGGUCAGCACCGUUACGUAUCUGCCACAAACCGACUCCGAGCUGAUAACGCUCGCCUGCUGGGCGAGCAACUCGGUGGGACGCCAAACCGUCCCCUGCCUGGUGCAUAUACUGCCAGCAAAUCCACCAGAAGCCCCGAAAGCUUGUGAACUGCGCAACGACACUGUCUUGGAAGUGGUCUGUGUGGCUGGCAAUGACGGUGGUCUCACGCAAUAUUUCUUGCUCGAAGUAAUUGGCGGUGAUCCACUUUAUGCGAACGAUGCGGGACGCAGUUUCGCCGAUGCAAAUGUGGGCGACAAUGAGCUCUCCACCAUGAAUGAUCAGGCGACGUCAGCACCGGUACUUCGCAUGCAGGAGCCGCAACCGCAAUUUCGUCUCAACAGCUUGGAACCGGGCCGAGAAUAUCAAUUCCUCGUGUAUGCCGUUAAUGCGAAGGGGCGCAGCGAGCCGCCGGUCGUAAUCGAGCGUGUACGAGUGGCGGCACAAUUGGGACCUUACGACGAGUCCAUACUCUCCGAGGAUCCCACACCGGCGGAAACGACACACCAUUCAAGUGGCGGCCUCAGUGCCAGCGCCAGCGGCAGCGGCGUGGCAGCGGGUGCGGGCGCCAGCCUCAAUGCACACGGACAUGAGAAACAACAGUCGACGCUACUCAUACUGGCCGCCGUCGUGGCGAUAGGUGCCGUCAUUGUAACGUCAAUUAUCGUCGCGGGUAUUGUGGUCGUCUGUCGGCAUCGACCGCGACCACCUGAACCGCAGGAUGUGCGCAAAAGUAUGCGACCCGCCCGCAGUGAUGUGCCGUCCAUGUACAUCGAGGAGGACGCGCUGAACGACGAAGAGGCGCUGGCCGGUACACGUUCCGCUGACAUACGUGCCGCACGUGUGCUGCCCUCAACGUUGGGGCCGCGCUGCAGCGCCAGCACCACCAGUAGUCAACAUCACUACAUCUCCGAGGGUUUCAUACAGUACGCACAGCCCAGCCUCAAUGUCUACAUUACAGACCCCGACUUGAUUUUGCCACGCGGCGAAAUGGAAUUCACGACGAUGGACCCGAUGCUGAAAUAAGCAAUACGCCACCGAUCGUGUACAUGUAUAAUAAGGCAGAACAGUUAAAAACUCAACAACAACAAAUUGAAACAAUGCAUUUGAAGGAAUUUCAGUUUGGUACGUUCUAAGAUUGCAGCUCGAAUUUUUUUAUAAAACAAAUUUAGCAUAAAAUUAUACUAGUUGAAAUACAUUUAAGUUUUAGGCCAAUUAAGUGAGUACAUACUGUAGCUAGCAUAAGUUGAGAGUAUUAUAAAUGAAAGUAAAUAUAAAAUAUAAUAAAUUAAAAUUAAAAAUAGAUUCUAUGAAAUUUGUAAAUAUUUAGCAUUUAAGUAUACAGAACUAGAACAAAAGUAAUGGUAGAAAUCAUUAUCACUCAAACAUUGCAUUCGAAAUUAAAAAAUCCAAAAGUUUGACAAAUGGAGUUAAAUAUAGAAAGCAAAAUAUGCCAUAAAUAUCUUAAUAAAAGUUCUUUUUUGUUAAUCCACCAAGGAUUAUUCUACUAGGGUAGACUGGUUUAAAUUGUUUUAACGAUAUUGAUUUUCGGAUUAAGAUUGCUAAUGAUUUUAAGAAACAAUAAAUAAUUUAUGCCAUACACACAUUCUGCAAAUAUAUUUAUAUUUCUUUUUCUCAUAAUAAUGGCAACAGAGUGCGGCAUGAUGAUUAUCGAAGCUAUAAUAGAAAUAUAGGGCUUUCAAUAUUUAUAUUUGCUAUUGAGAUUUUCUGGUGAAAAUGAAAUGAAAAUUUUUCAAGCAGUUUGAGAAAUGCCUAAAGACAUGCUUAGGUUUUAGUAAAAACCUAUAUAAGAAAUAUUUAUAUACACAGUUCAAACUUUUAUUAUGAACGUUAUGAAAACUACUUUUUCCAGGGCAUUAAAAAAUCGAAAUAGAAGCUGAAGGAACACUUUUCGUGCCAUACUUAAAUUAUUUCUAUUCAUGGUUGAAAAUCUUUAAGCUGGGCAAGCUCAUCCAUAUUUGAAAUCAGGAAACUGUGACAUCGUAUUAUAUUAUCUGUGUGUUUCUGAAUAAGAAACCAAUAUUUUACCAACCAUUUUACUGCAAUUAAAUUAAUAAGGAUUUGCUAUGGACUUCUUACACAUGGCAUUUUUCAAAAUCUGGAUCUGGUCUCAGAUUUGCUACUAGGCAUUGAAUUUCCUAUCGAUAAUAUUCUAUUGUUAUCUAUGAGUGUUUGCAACUAAAUUAAUUUAAUUUUUGAAUCUCAACGGAAUUGUAUUUCCUAUAAUAGUAACUGAUUUGUAAUACAGCGAUUCAUUAGUAAUACUAUGCUCUCUUGUACCAAAUCGUUUACAAGUUCUUUGGACGUAAUUCGAUUUUUUUCGUGUUUUACCCAAGAAGAAAAUGAUUAAAACAACAAAAAAAUAUCAUAAAAUAUUAUUUACGAACAUUUCGAUUUCUUCGUUUAUUUAGUUGCUAUUUGAGAUUCAGUCAUAUAGGUUAAACCUCCUCAAAUGUCAUAGGCUUACAAUGGAUGAUUUCUCGAAAUAUAAUCUAAACAACUAUGAAGUAGAUAACAAGAGCUGAAAAGUUUGAAAUUUUUUAUAAAUAUCUUAUUAGUAUCUUAUUUUUAAGUAUUUGCGAUUAUUAUCAAGUAUUAGGUAAGUUUUAUACAUAAGUUCCAACUAAUUAAGAUUUACUCUAUAAUUUUUAUAUUAGAUCUGUGCCAUAAUCUAAUCUAAUUUUACAUACUUUAAUUAGUCAUAUUUAAUCCAACUAUUUAACCCAAAGCCAACUCAGACCCUGUCACAUGCAAAAUUCGACCGAAACCAAAACACGCCGCACUCAGUUUGUAUGAAAAAUUGCCAAGUAUAAAUGAUUUUAAGCGAAUAACUGCAGUUCCCACACCCAAACCAAGUACUUACAUGACUAUGCCAAAAAUGCAUUAAUUAAACGACUUGUAAAUUUACAACAACUAAACAUGAUUUAUAACAAACAUAAGUCAUUUAAGCAGUAGUGGCGCCUAAACUUACAACAACUACAACUACAACUAUAAAUAAUGGUAGUUGCCACAUGUAACUAUUUUAAAUAAAUAAAUAAAUAAAAUGUACAGAAAGCGUGUUUAGAAACAACAAAAAAAUCACAGCAACAAACAAACAUAUGUACAUAUAUAUAUUUCAUUGUAACCAAAAAAAAAAAAAAACUGGUUAAAGAUUUUUCGAAAAAUAAAAACUCUGUAAAAACAACAAAAAAUGUUAAACGUAAAUCAAACGAGUAAAUUCAAUGAUCAAAUAGACAAAGAGUGUAAUCAAAAUCAUUUGUAAAUUAUUUCAUUUUAUAGCAUUUAGACAAAUAUAGUUAUUUAGCAUAUAAGCAUACUUACAUACAUACAUACAUACAUAUGCAUAUACAUAUGUAUAAAUUAAGUUUGGACUAGUGUAGCUGAUGCAAAUCAAAAAAGAAUUUAAUUUAAGUUUAACAAGGUAAAUGAGUAUGUGUAGCAGAGAGUAAAGUAAAAAAUAAGAAGAAAAAUAUAAAAUAAAUAAGAAAUUUAAAUAAAACUUAAACAAAAUAACUCUAAAAUGGCAUGUAAAAUAGUAAAAUUAGAAGAAAAAAAUAAAAUUACAA